CUCGACUCUUUUUCCUCUUCAAUGUAACCUCUCUGUAUUUUUUUUCCACUACUAUUCACCACUCUGAAUUCGCCACCAACAUAGACUUUAUAUUAUUCCUUUUGUAUAAUGCCCACUGGAAAUGACACCGAACAAAAGCCCACUUCACAGCACACAAGCGCAGCCGACCAGAACACAGCCGGAGGAUCCGGCGGCAGUGCUGCUCCAAGGCCAGCGCCGACGUGGGAUGAAAUAAACGAAACACGGAUAGCCGUGAAGAACAGAAAGGACGACUUUGACAGCCCCUUCACUUUUUGUAUAAACGACGGCGCCUACAUCGACGCCCGAUCAGCACCGCCAGUCACGGGCAAGUACUCGUGCAUUGAGUUUCUCUCACGCCGGAUGGCGUCGGUGGUGCGCCAGCGGCGGCAACAAGAAGCCCAGCAGAGGAUUUGGGCUGACUCGUGGUACGCGCGAUGGAUGCUUCGGUGGCAAGUGUACAAGGUGUACGGCAACAAGAACAUUGAAAAGUUCCGUCAGCUGGAGCGCAAUAAGCGCACCACGCAGGAGAUGGGAGUAGAGGUCAUUGGCGAUGAGCGCGAGCGUGGACGCUUAUUUGUUGUGGCUCCAUUGGAUGUUGCUGUGGUGGAAUGGCGGAACGAGGCUUGGAGGUUUGUGCUGCGUAUGCUGGAGCCCGGGUACAAAAUGAGCAAAAAGUACAUGGAGUCGUGGGAGAACGGCACACAGACUAAGCUGCUGACCAAGUUCUGGGACGGGACUGUCAAGAUGGACGGGCUCAAGCUGGCUGCCAAGAUGGCCUCGAAUAUCGUCAAGGGAUGGGGUGACGUGGCCGAUGAGAAGGACAACAACCGCAAGCAGACGUAGAUCACAGGUGUUUGCAAAAGACAACCAAUAUAUCGUAGAGCCUACAGUCCACUCAUGCAUAGUACAGUGGUACACUGGAUGUCUCGCUACGAUACACCUCCUUUUCCAGAUGCUGUGUUGUAAAGUGGCCAUUAAGAUGCCAUGCAGGACUUCCAGGUUGUAGUAUAUAUUUGACGAAUAGCGAGAGUAAACCU
Linderina pennispora is the source of this 1058-nucleotide messenger RNA. RefSeq lists its product as uncharacterized. The coding region runs from base 109 to 864 and encodes 251 amino acids. The transcript has a single exon. The record is from RefSeq and is a predicted model, not a curated record. Lineage: Eukaryota; Fungi; Kickxellomycota; Kickxellomycetes; Kickxellales; Kickxellaceae.